AUGCAUAAAAUAUGCCCCUUGGACAACCAUUAAUUGAAUAACCUUUUAUCCAUAGAACUCAUUUUAUACUUUGCUCAUGGAGCUCCAAUUACCUUUCUCCUUCCCAAUGCUUGUAACUUUCUUCGUCUUCCUGUUUAUGGUUCUAAACAUAUUGAAAAGAUCAGCAACCGUAAACUCUGCUUCAAAACUACCACCAGGACCCUGGAAACUACCUAUCAUAGGAAACAUGCACCAAAUGAUUGGGUCUCUACCGCAUCGUACAUUAAGAGACUUGGCCAAGAAAUAUGGACCACUGAUGCACCUGAAACUUGGUCAAGUUCCCACCAUAGUCGUUUCAUCGCCAGAGUUUGCCAAACAAGUUAUGAAAACCCAUGAUAUUGCCUUUGCUUCCAGGCCCCAGAUUCUUUUUUCAAAGAUAAUGGCCGCCGGUUCUACAAGUAUAACUUUCGGACCCUAUGGAGAGUAUUGGAGACAACUUCGAAAAAUUUGCACACAGGAGGUUCUGAGCAUUAAACAAGUUCAAUCUUACCAACCCAUUAGAGAAGAAGAGCUAUCAAAUCUUGUUCAACUCAUUGGCUCACAUUCUGGUUCUGCUGUUAAUCUUACUGACAUGAUUUACUCCUCCACAUAUGGCAUUACUUCGAAAUCAGCUUUUGGUAAGAAAAGUAAAGAACAAGAAAGAUUUGUAUCGGUUAUUGCGGAAGUUCUAGAGGCUGCAGCAGGUUUCAAUAUUGUAGAUCUGUUUCCUUCUGUUCAUUUGCUUUCUCUGAUCAGUGGAAUGAGAACUAAACUUGAAAGGCUGCAUCAAGAGGCUGAUAGCGUGUUGGAAACCAUCAUCAAUGAACACAAAGAGUCCAAGGAAAGGCAAAAAGUUCAUGGGGCUGAGGCAGAAGAUGUUGUUGAUGUUCUUUUGAAGUUUCAUGACCGUGGUGAUCUUGAUCAGUUUUCACUAACUAUUGAUAAUAUCAAAGUAGUGAUCCAGGAUAUCUAUGGUGCAGGGAGUGAGACAUCAGCAAAUACUGUAGAUUGGGCAAUGUCAGAAAUGAUUAAGAAUCCAAGAGUGAUGAAGAAAGCACAGGAUGAGGUUAGGGACGUGGUUGGCAGAAAAGGCUUUGUUGAUGAAACAAGUGUUAAUGAGAUGAAAUAUUUGAAGUGCGUUACUAAAGAAGUUCUGAGAUUACACCCUCCAGCUCCAUUGUUAAUUCCAAGGGAAUGCAGGGAGAGAUGUGAGAUUAAUGGGUAUGAAAUCCCUGUCAAAGCCAGAGUGAUAGUAAAUGCAUGGGCAAUUGGAAGAGAUCCGAAAUAUUGGGCCAAUCCUGAGAGCUUCUAUCCAGAGAGGUUCAUUGAUAGCUCUGUGAAUUUCACAGGUGCAAAUUUUGAGUAUAUCCCAUUUGGUGCUGGAAGGAGAAUUUGCCCUGGUAUGGCAUUUGGUGUUAUCAAUGUUGAGGUUCCACUUGCAUAUUUGUUAUACCAUUUUGAUUGGAAACUCCCAAAUGGAAUGAAACAUGAAGACCUGGACAUGACUGAGAGAUUUGGCAUUACUGUCAGAAGAAAACAGGAUCUGCAUUUGAUUCCUUUGGCUUACUGUCCUUCACCUUUUGAAAAUCCCAAACCCCAUGGUGAAAACUAAGGACCUUGUUUUUUUUGAAAUUAGCUACUUUUAAUUUGUUUCUUCCAUGUUUAUGAGAAUGGUUUAUCAAAAUUUGGGAGAACAAUGUAGCCUGAGAAUGCUAUUAAUACUUGUUAGCUAUUUAGCUUUUAAUCACCAUGUUAUUUUCUCAUAGGACUGUCUACUUAUAAAGUAAGUGUUUUUCUAUAAAAAGUGAUAAAGUGGUAUUCUCCACUUCAAUGUUAAAAAAUAAUAAUAAUAAUGAUAAUAAUAAGGUGUGGUUUGGUA
Molecule: messenger RNA, 1897 nt
Organism: Ziziphus jujuba (common jujube)
Lineage: Eukaryota; Viridiplantae; Streptophyta; Magnoliopsida; Rosales; Rhamnaceae
Product: cytochrome P450 71D11
Exons: 2
Coding region: 77-1630 (517 amino acids)
Molecular function (GO): oxidoreductase activity, acting on paired donors, with incorporation or reduction of molecular oxygen; iron ion binding; heme binding
Source: RefSeq, a predicted model, not a curated record